Molecule: messenger RNA, 519 nt
Organism: Fusarium fujikuroi IMI 58289
Lineage: Eukaryota; Fungi; Ascomycota; Sordariomycetes; Hypocreales; Nectriaceae
Exons: 1
Coding region: 1-519 (172 amino acids)
Source: RefSeq, a predicted model, not a curated record
AUGCCCUACGUCGAAGCUAUCGUGGCCGGAAUGAUGGAUCCAGCCUCCUCUGGCAUCGUUACAUCUAUCGCAGACUCUGUCAGCGAUGCUGCGCUGAAAAAGGGGCCUCAUCCCACCUAUUUCCGUUUGUUCAGCUUCUUGAGCACAUUUCAUAUUUCCAUUUCAUCAUUAUCUUCAAUCCAUCACCCGUCAGACCUGCAGAGCAGAACGACGUUUUAUUUCUUUACCAUGAGCCAGUAUAAAGAGAUCCAAAUCAUCAUGUCCUUUAAGCCCUGCACCACAAACACCACCACCUCCUCCAUGAACAACAGAAAGAUUUCAUGUCAUGACUGCCUCUUUGGCCCUCUGAGGUCAUGGGCAAAGACGAAAUUUGGAAAGAAGCCUACAUAUGUUGAGCUGCAUGAUGACUUUGAGCCUUUGCUUGAUGAGAAGAGAGCACCUAGGCCUACCUAUGAAGUAUCCAAGAUCAUGCGCACUGCUACACCACGAACGAUUAAACGAUACAACCGGCUGCCUUGA